Messenger RNA from Planococcus citri (citrus mealybug), 1249 nucleotides. RefSeq lists its product as uncharacterized. Lineage: Eukaryota; Metazoa; Arthropoda; Insecta; Hemiptera; Pseudococcidae. The record is from RefSeq and is a predicted model, not a curated record. Bases 278 to 1150 code for a protein of 290 amino acids. The transcript is spliced from 6 exons.
AAUGUCAUUGACAAUCACCGUACUAGGGUAAUUAGCAAGUAGGUACAUACAUACAUAGCAUGAUUUUUGGAAAUGGUAAUAAAAAAAAAUUGGAGUACACGUUUUGACGAUAAUUAUUUUCGACAGUUAACCAUCAAAAAUUGUUUAACAUCGUAAAAUUCUGCCAACAAAAUUUGUUUUAUUUUCAUUAGACGUGUCCUACGAUCCACGAUUCCCCCAAAAGAGACACAGAAAAGCUCACUCACGAGCUAAAUUUUCAUCAAACUUUUAUGCAAAAAUGCUUCAAAAAUGUGUCUUAUUGUUCAUAGUUGUUCUAAUCAAUUUGUUUUUCAUCAUUGAUUCACAUAAAACAAAACCGCAGGAGUCAUGUCCAUAUUUUCCAUCAACACCUCCACCGUACAAAGCAUAUAGUCCCAUAAAUAUUAUAACUAAAAAUGUCAUCCCAGCCAACGUAUCAACUCCAGUCAAUUUAAGAGAUGGGGUACUUGGUCCGCUUUUUGUUAUAAAUACUGGAUAUGCGUUUGAAGCUUAUAGUACCCCUGCAGAUAUUCCAGCGGCGAUAAUUUACGGAGGAGUACUCUGUGGAAACGAGUACAAAUUUCAUAAACUACGAGCUUAUGUCUCUCAAGAUCCGAAUGGAAGAAGCUUUAAUCAAAUCGAUGGAAAAGGAUCGCCGCUAUCAAUCGCUUUGCAUUACUACAAAGCUGAAUAUGGAUCCUUCGAAGAAGGACUCAAACAUCCAGGAGAUGGGGUGCUUUUAGUGAAUUACAUGAUCACACACGGCCCAGUGUACAAUAUAUUUUUUAUUCUGCCUCAAAUUGCCCUGCUGCUUUUUAGAAUUCCUGGAUUUGGAAUAUACUUCGCACCUGCGAUUUUACUCUACGCUUGGUUCAAUAUCAUAUUCAUAAUUAACGAAUACUACGCCUUUUAUGGCUCUUAUUUAGACCUCGAGACUGGUAUUGAAUAUCCAAACGUUAUUCAAAUUCAAACCGCUGGUAUAUAUCCUCUUUUGACAAAAUCUCAAUUGAAAGCUUUCCAAUCAUUGAUCAGCAUAAAUGGCACUUUGUUAGAAACUGUAGCACCUCUUCACACUCAAAACCAACCUGUUUAUUUGGGAAAAGGAUACACGGAAACUUAUUCUUUAAUCUAAACAUUCAAUGGACAUUUUCUGUAAUUGCAAUAAAAUUAUAUCUACUUUGUGCAUUCGUUUGACAAGUAAAGAGGAAAACUAUUCAACGAUUUUCAAGGG